Molecule: messenger RNA, 1372 nt
Organism: Helianthus annuus (common sunflower)
Lineage: Eukaryota; Viridiplantae; Streptophyta; Magnoliopsida; Asterales; Asteraceae
Exons: 7
Coding region: 716-1183 (155 amino acids)
Source: RefSeq, a predicted model, not a curated record
CUCAUCCACCGUCCACUCAAAGCACAAUCAGAUGGCUAUCAUUCUCCAUUCACACAAGUUUCUAAUUUUCAAAAGCUCGCAGAAACCUUACUCUCAAUUCUCUCUCUCAUUGUUCUUCGUCUCUACACAAUGAAGUUUUGGAGGCCAAAAUCUAUUUCAUUGCAUCCAAAUUUUGAAACCCGCUCCUCAUCCUAAACUUUCAUUAUCCUGCCUUAUUUACAUUUGCAAGGAGAGAACCAGAGUAAAAAAGUGAGUUAGAGAUAGGACCUGAUCGGGGGCUAGGGUUUCGAGGUUAUUUUCUUAAGCCACGACAAGGUAAUAUUAGGGAUGCGUGUGAAGGCUGACACAUGGGCGGCUAUAAGGUUUGGACCACCCGGUAGGUUCAGUUCAGUUCCCAAAUGGUGCAUUUGCAAGCAAGUUACCACGAAGCCGCUUCAUCGUAAAGUUCCCAAAUUAUGGCACAGGAACCAAAGAUGGUUAGACAAUGGUUGUACGAGAAGGUGACAAAGUGUGUGCUUUCAGAUGUCUAUUGGUGGAUACAAUAGUCGGUUGUUUUGUGAGGAUGUGAGGAUGACGAUCAGCUUCAAGCCUACUACUCCAGUUGAAGAAGUGAGGCUAUAUGUACAAAAGGCAUCAUAACCGACUCUUAAACAAGAGCUUGAACGGUUGAUGGUAUGAUUUGCAAUGGCCGGCUCCUAAAAUUUUGAGGCAAGAUAUGAGGUGCCCAGGAUUUGAACAAGGAUAUGUGCACGUUCAGGGUAUCCAGCAGACCCUAACGACCCAGGGUAUCAGCCUUUGGGAGCCUUUGGGAGCCUUUGGGAGCCUUUGGGAGCCUUUGGGAGCCUUUGGGCUGAAACAUAUUGUGGUGGCUUACUUACCAAAGUCAAAAGCAAACAAAAAGAAGAGCCUAUUGGGGAACUCCAAAGACACCAGUGAGGAUGAUUCAGUCUCUCUGAGAUCAAGCAUUUUAUCGAAAGCUCAGUUGCGUCUAGCUAAGCUGGAUCAGUUAAGGCAAGCAGCCAGAACAGGGGUUGAAGUGCGUGUUAAGAAGGAAUGUGCGGAGCUAGGGACAAAAGUGGAAUUGCACGUACGUCAAGCAGAGACAAACAGAAUGAGAAUCUUGAAGUGGAAUUGCACCAACGGAAAUCGCCCUGCUCGAUUGGGCCAUCAACCUGAUGGCUGAUGUCGUCCAAUACGAGCAUCUCAACAUUGAUGAGUGAAAGCGAUUUAGUAGAUUCUAUAACUCAUUAGUAACAUAUAAACACUUUUAGUUUUGUUUGUUUUAGUAUUUAAAUUUCUAUAACUACCACUUUUAUUUGGUUGUUUGUAAGAUUGAUGUUUAUUAGUUUAACUAAGAAUCUUAAUUUGUUCA